CAGCCACCAAAGCAGGAAUACCAUAAGAAUUGCCCUGUGAACUCAGGCUGUUGUUAAUGCACUGUACAAGAAAACAGUGCUCAAGUCCCAUCAAUUUUAAUUUUUUGGCAUGUAUAUAGAUAUAGACAAUAUAGAUAGCCCAUUGCAACUACCAGUCUUCCCUCCAUUCCACGGUUAAAUGAACAGAAUAAACGGGGGCUCUUCCCAUGAAAUACAGAUGAGUGUCAACUCCUGCUAUUUCCUAGCUCUUUAUAUCCAAAAUUUCACUUCUCAAUCCUCGGAAGUCCAUACCCACUCCCGUGAAUGAAAAAUCCAGCCAAACGUUUCCCAAAAUGGCCUCUCAUGAAACAAUACCAAUUCAAAAUUCAUCAUCCUUUCUUUCUACCAGCACUAUUGUCGCCCUCUGCGUCUUCUUUGCUCUCCUCUGUGCUUGUAUCGUCAUAGGUCACCUCCUUGAAGAGAACCGCUGGGCUAAUGAGUCUAUCACUGCCCUUCUUUUGGGGUUGUGUGCUGGUGCCAUCGUUUUGCUUAUUGAAAAAGGGCAGGAUUCGCGGUUAUUAGCGUUCAGUGAGGAUUUGUUCUUCCUUUAUUUGCUUCCUCCUAUCAUUUUCAAUGCUGGAUUCCAGGUCAAGAAAAAGCAAUUCUUCAAGAAUUUCACUACAAUUUUGUUGUUUGGAAUACUUGGCACAGUCAUUUCAUUCUGCCUCAUAUCACUAGGUGCCUUUCUGCUUUUUAAGAGAAUUGGUCUUACCACUCUUACUCUGCAACAAUUCCUAGCUAUUGGUGCCAUAUUGUCAGCAACUGACUCAGUUUGCACGUUGCAGGUUCUGAGUCAAGAUGAAACACCCUUUCUGUACAGCAUAGUGUUUGGGGAGGGAGUAGUGAAUGAUGCUACAUCUAUUGUGCUUUACAAUGCAGUCCAAUCAUUGAAUUUCAACAACAUUGAUGCCACAAUAACCUUAAAAUUGCUUGGGAACUUUCUUUAUCUCUUCUUCACCAGCACUGCUCUUGGUGUAGUAGUGAGUCUGCUAAGUGCUUUUGUCAUAAAAACACUAUACUUUGGAAGGCAUUCCACUGAUCGUGAAGUUGCACUUAUGAUGCUUAUGGCUUAUUUAUCAUACCUGCUGGCUGAGCUUUUAAAUCUCAGUGGGAUUUUGACAGUUUUCUUCUGUGGCAUUGUAAUGUCACACUACACAUGGCACAAUGUUACUGAAAGCUCUCGGAUAACAACCAAGCAUGCAUUUGCAACAAUGUCGUUUAUUGCAGAAACUUUUAUUUUUGUGUAUGUUGGUAUGGAUGCCUUCGACAUUGAGAAAUGGAAAGGGAGCAAUGCAAGUGCAGCAACUUCAGUUACCAUCAGUGCAACAUUCUUCGCAUUAGUGUUGAUUGGAAGGGCAGCAUUUGUGUUCCCUUUAGCAAAUUUUAUAAAUUGUAUUCAAAAGAGAGACAGUAACAAAAUUGAAUUUAAACAACAGUUUAUUAUGUGGUGGGCAGGACUAAUGAGAGGUGCAGUUACAAUUGCUCUGUCUUAUAACCAGUUUUCAAACACCAAGAAAAUCAGUUCUUCAGAUUCUGCACUAAUGAUCACCUGUACCAUUAUCGUUGUUCUCUUCAGUACAAUUGUCUGUGGCUCUGUGACAAAACCUCUAAUUGAAGCAGUGUUGUUAAGAAAUAGAAAAACAAAUGUUUCAGAUGCAACUGAUAUUCCAAGUCUGGAAGAAGACCUAAGGCAACUUUUCUUUGAAAAUGGUGACUCAAGCGGGCAAGGCAACAAUCAAAUAGCCCCAAGGGCAAGUAGCCUAAGGUUGCUAAUAGCUCACCCCACAAUAACUGUUCACUACUUGUGGAGAAAAUUCGACGACAAAUUCAUGAGGCCAGUGUUUGGUGGGCGAGGAUUUGUACCAUUUGUACCUGGUUCACCAACAGGAGCAGAUGAUGAGACCUCUGCAGCUGUUUAGCGCACACUUGAUAUUUUUUCAUUCAUUAAUUUUUUUUUAGUUAAGCUACUUCUCUGUGCUGCUUAUAAAUAUCUUGUUCAAUUUGAAGAACGUAGUAAGGAAGAAAGAUCUAGCAUUAGCAUUAA
This is a messenger RNA of Hevea brasiliensis (rubber tree), 2083 nucleotides long. RefSeq names its product sodium/hydrogen exchanger 1. The coding region runs from base 333 to 1958 and encodes 541 amino acids. Lineage: Eukaryota; Viridiplantae; Streptophyta; Magnoliopsida; Malpighiales; Euphorbiaceae. Gene Ontology annotation, biological process: sodium ion transport; regulation of pH; proton transmembrane transport. The record is from RefSeq and is a predicted model, not a curated record. Gene Ontology annotation, cellular component: membrane. The transcript is spliced from 14 exons. Gene Ontology annotation, molecular function: sodium:proton antiporter activity.